Yarrowia lipolytica CLIB122 is the source of this 1530-nucleotide messenger RNA. RefSeq lists its product as uncharacterized. The record is from RefSeq and is a predicted model, not a curated record. NCBI's taxonomy places the organism in Eukaryota, Fungi, Ascomycota, Dipodascomycetes, Dipodascales.
AUGAGGCCAGUGACUACUUUUUCCCACACCAAAAACCAAAAGUCCAAACUCAGUCAAACACUGAUCUGGUCCGACACUGUCCACCAAGUCGCUUCCAACGACGAGCAGAGUGUAGGAGAUUGUGACACAGACACACAAGCAGUUACCGAUACAAAAGCACUGACACACACGCCCACAUCUACAGUUACAACCGCCAAUACCACAACAUCCCCUCCCCCACUACAUCCAUCUCCACACAAGACAGCAGUCCGCAACAUGUCCAACAUUUCGCGUGUCCUCAACGACGAGCCAGCCGACGAUGCGAAGGUCGAAACCCAGACGCCCAAACUCGCCCCAAUUACCUCGCCAAAACACAAACUGGCCUCCCCCUACUCAAAUCCAUCCCUCAGUAAGAGCGACUCUAGUCUAGACAAGACGCAGAAAGAACACGACGCAGGAGGAGUCACCACGACAGCUACCGCGACAGCAAAAACAGCAGCAACAACAACAACAAUAACAACAACAGGUACACAGAAUCAGAACCACAAUCCGACACUGCCUGCCACAAACGACAGCUCAACGCUUAAACGAACCCUUUCUUCCUCGUCGUUGUCUCCAGCUCUCUCCUCGCCUUCCAACCUCAGAUUCAAGCGAAAGAAGGUGCCCUCUGACAUCCGCAUCUACCCACUUUCCAAGACAGGCCCUCCGCCCGUCAACUCCGCGCCCCCAACCAUCAGAGGAUUUUCGGCUGCAGAGACACAGCCGCCUCUCCGAACCCCAGUGCAUGCCCCCAACUCGGCUAACUCGUCUUCCGGCGGAUCGUCUGAAAAUACGCCCCACACGGCCCACUCCAACAGCGGAAACAACGCCGUCAAUGACUCGGGACUGCCCUCGGCCGUGGGAACAGGCGCAGGAGCUAACAAAAUGUACUACGUGCACCCCAACGGAGUACAGAACCCCAAUGCCAUCAGGUACUACAAUCUGCAGCUCCAGGCCAACAUGGGCAUCCCGCCUCCCCCCGGCUCUCAACCACCGGGAUCUGCAUCGGGCCUUCCUCCUUACCCUGGUGAUGCUCGUAAUCAGAUCCCCAUGGUGUCGCCCCUCAACUCUGCGCAUCCCGGUGGCUCCCUGCAUCCCGGGUCGCAUGGACCCCAUACAGGUGUGCCUCCAGGAUCGGCCACGGGCCUCAUGACGCCACAGCCCCACCCGCACUCGCAAAAGCCAUCGCCAUACUCCAAGGUGCAAGUGGAAGACAUUUACGAGGGUCCAAAUGGUCCUGGGGUGGGUAUCAAGACAUAUCACUUCCCCCAUUAUGUGGAGCUACAAGCCUCUUCGCCAUAUGCAUCUUCGUUUAAGAAGGCGGGUGCUCUUCCUGGGGGAACCACAACCGGCGCGCAGCCCCAGACUACACCUUUGGGCCACCGGGGCGUCAAUGGACGUUCGUCUGCCCCCCGUGCAGAGUCAGAAAUGGACGGUUCUGAGUCCAACGGCGAUAAGAAGGAACGUUUCCUCAAGUUGUGUGGAGAAAUGUGGGAUCUUCUAAAGAAUUGA